This is a messenger RNA of Vigna umbellata (rice bean), 712 nucleotides long. The record is from RefSeq and is a predicted model, not a curated record. NCBI's taxonomy places the organism in Eukaryota, Viridiplantae, Streptophyta, Magnoliopsida, Fabales, Fabaceae.
CUUAUGAUACUUUUCUUUUCUUGUCUCCCAUUUCUUUGUAUUUCUUUUGACAGGAUCCAGUCAAAUUAUUGCACAAUAUUACCAGUUUAUUCGGCUUGGCUUUGAGGGUUAUAAAAACAUCAUGGAAAAUUGCUUGGAGAAUACAAGAGUUCUGAAAGAGGGAAUUGAGAGAACAGGGCAGUUUAACAUCAUCUCCAAGGAUAUAGGGGUGCCCCUUUUGGCCUUCUCUUUGAAAGACAGUAGCCAAUACUCAGUGUUUGAGAUAUCAGACCAGCUGAGAAAAUUUGGCUGGAUAGUUCCAGCCUACACAAUGCCACCAGAUGCACAACACAUUGCAGUCCUAAGGGUGGUGGUCAGGGAGGAUUUCAGCCGUGGCUUGGCUCAGAGACUUGUUUCUGACAUAGAAAAAGUUAUGAAGCUCUUGGACUCACUUCCAAGCACUGUCUCUAACAAAACUGCUCAUAUCACAGCCAUCACUAAUGAGGCUAGUGAGAAGAUAAAGAAGAGUGCAACAGAAACUCAGAGAGAGAUUGUUUUGUACUGGAAGCGACUUGUGGGUGGCAAGAAACAUGGAGCAUGCUAGGGUUACCAAAUCUUGGUUUUUGAUAACCUUGUUGAGAGUGAUGGUGCUGCUUUCAUAUUUAUGUGCAUGUGUGUUUGUGAUGGCUAUGUAGCAAUAAGAAACGGCAAUGCAUGACAGAUUCUUAUAGUC